This is a messenger RNA of Hypoxylon fragiforme, 1035 nucleotides long. RefSeq lists its product as uncharacterized. The record is from RefSeq and is a predicted model, not a curated record. NCBI's taxonomy places the organism in Eukaryota, Fungi, Ascomycota, Sordariomycetes, Xylariales, Hypoxylaceae. Bases 1 to 1035 code for a protein of 344 amino acids. The transcript has 3 exons.
AUGCUGUCUUCUAUUGGACGCGCCGCCAUUAGGCGAUUGGUCUCAUCAGGAUCUGCUACCGCACCCCGCCACAUUUCAGUAUCCCGCAUUCCUGUCAAUUCCGUGGGACACGGUCGCAGCGUCUUCCGUGCGCUUUCCACUACUCCGGCACAAUCCAAGGCUGCUGUCGCCACGGAAAUUGAAAAGGCCCCAACCAAGCGAGCCACCAAGAAGCCGGCAGCCACCAAAGCACCAGCUAAAAAGGCAGCAACCAAGACAACUAAGAAGGCUGAGACUACCACCAAAGCAACCAAGACAGCCAAGCCUAAGGUUGCCGCCGCAGCCAAAUCGAAGGCUAAGCCUAAGGCGAAGGCGAAGGUGAAGGCGAAGGCUAAGCCUAAGCCUAAGGGCAAGCCUCGUGCAAAGCCGAUAGACCCAGAGAAGUUGAAAAAGAAGAAGGAACUUAUUGAGAAGAGAGAGCUCAGGAAGGCGGCAUUGUUCACCGAGCCGAAACAGCUUCCUACCAAUGCCUGGACUUGUUUCAUAGUCGAGAAAAUCAACGGCAAGGAGGGUAGCCUCGAAGGCAGAAUGCGAGUGCUCGCUCCUGAAUUCAAGGCCCUUCCAGCCUCCGAGAUAGAGCGACUUGAGAAAAUUGGCGCGGAGAACAAGAUUCUCAACGCGGAAGCCUAUAAGGCAUGGGUGACGAGUCACACCGUUAUUGAAAUGCACAAUGCCCGAAAGGCUCGCAAUUCUCUGAAGCGAAAAUACAACAUCCCUGCGUCGGGGUCUGUCAAGAAUAUUCGUGAUGAUCGUAUCCCCAAGAUGCCCAGCAAUUCCUUCAGUCUUUUCACAAAGUCCAAAUGGGCAUCUGGAGAUAUCUCACACAUGCCUUUGGUAGAAGGAGUCCGGGCCGUCACCCAGGCGUGGAAGGACUUGCCCGACAAUGAGCGUGCUCCAUUCAUCGAGCAGGCGAAGGCCCUUCAGGAAAAUUACGCAAAACAGUGUGAAACGGUUCUAAACCGCGGACCCUGGAAGAACACGACGACCAAGCCGUAA